AUGGAGCGCCGCUGGGCUCUGCUGCUGCUGUGGCUCGGCCUGCCGGGUUCUGGGCGCGGCUCCCCGGAGCUGGAGCCCGGGGGAAGGCACGUGUGCCCGGCGGAAGACAGUCUGCCGCCCGCCCUCGUCUGCUGCCCGGGAUGGGAGCAAGCGGGGCCCGAGUGCCCCCUCGCCCUCUGCUUGGGCGCCGAGGCCUGCCUGGAGCGGGAGGUCUGCGUUCGCCCGUCGGUCUGCCGCUGCCGGCCGGGCUUCUUCGGGGCCAACUGCAGCGCCCGGUGCCCGGAGCAGUUCUGGGGCCCGGACUGCAAGCAGAACUGCCGCUGCCACCCCCACGGCCGCUGCCAUCCAGCCAGCGGAGAGUGCAGUUGCCACCCGGGCUGGUGGGGGCUGCUCUGCCAGUCGGCCUGCCUGUGUGGGCAGCGAGGCCACUGCCACCCUGUCACAGGCACCUGCCGGUGUGAUCCAGGCUGGUGGGCCCCUGACUGUCGGAGGCAGUGCCAGUGCAAUCUCUUGGGUUCCCGCUGUGAUCCGGCCACCGGCCGCUGCCUCUGCCAUCGGGGCUGGUGGGGCAGGCGAUGCGCCUCUCUCUGCAGCUGCCACGGAUCGCCUUGUGCCCAGGAAUCUGGGCGAUGCGAAUGCACGGCAGGAUGGUGGGGGCCGGCCUGCCAGCACCUGUGCCAGUGUGUGCACGGCCUGUGCGCACCUCAGGAUGGACGCUGCACCUGUGAUGCUGGCUACAGAGGCCCCAGCUGCACAGAGCCCUGCCAGAGGGGCACUUACGGACCCCAGUGUGCCCACAGCUGCGGCCACUGCAGGAACCGACAGCCCUGCUCCCCCGUGGAGGGGGCCUGCUUGGCCUGUGACCCUGGCUGGAAUGGGACCCACUGCCGGCAGCCGUGCCCUCUGGGGCUGUAUGGAGAGAACUGCACGCAGCCGUGCCCCCGCCACUGUCGCCAGGGAGAGACUUGCCAUCCGCAGACAGGACGAUGCCGGAACUGCGAGGCUGGAUUCGUGGGGGCCAGCUGCAACCAGACCUGCCCGGAAGCCUUCCAUGGGCCCAACUGCUCCGCAGCCUGUCCCUGUACAGGGGGACCGUGCCACCCCCUCUCCGGGGACUGCCAGCGGGGAGUCCAAGGCCGGGGGGCCCUCCUGGCAGGCAUCCUGGGGCCCCUCCUGCUCCUGUUCCUGCUGGGCUGCUGCUGCUGCUGCUGCUGCUGCUGGUCCCCCCGGUCUGAGCGCCCCCUCUUUCUUAGGGCGCCAGGGGCCGAGCAGGAUCGCUUCCCUCCAGCGAAGCACCGCCUGGUGGCCCUGUUGCCCAGCAUCCCUUCCAGCUUUCCCUGCUUCUCACGAGGGGGCUCCAAGCUUCCACGGGUGACAGUCACCCACCGAGACCCGGAGGCGCCCUUCAACCCCAGUUUCAUCGAACCAACAUCUGCUGCCUGGCCCUCGGACAGCUCCUUCUGCUCCUCCUCCUCCGAGGGAGUCAGCAAAGAAAGGGGGGGCUGCCAAGGGCCGCAGUCUGCUCUCCCCCCCAGUGAAGCCUUGCCAGAGUGCAGCCUUCUCCCCGAGGCAACACCGGUGCACCCCUCGCCCUUUGCCAUCCCUCGCACCUCCAGCAUCGCCAAGGGCAAGCGGCCCUCCGUCUCCUUUGCAGAAGGGACCCACUUUGGCCCUCAGGGCCUCAGGGCCCCCCCAGAGGCCCUCAGCCCUGCCCGGAAGCCAACGGCCUCUGAGAGCUCAGUCCCAGGUGCUCCUCCUCUGCAGGGGGCCUCAGGCCUCUCCCCGGGCAGAAGCUGCUACGAGAACAUGGCACCGACUCCCUGGGAGGACAGUGGCCGGGCCUCUGCAGGCCACCCUCCCAGAGGUCACGGGAGCUGGGCUGGCGGCUCCCGGCCCCUGGCGCAGAGAGCGGAGCCCCCGGAGGCAGCCGCUGUGGAAGCUUGCAUCCAUGAGCCCAGCAUCACCACCAUUUACGUGACCGUGGGCCAAGCUGGAAGGGGCAACAAAGACCCUCCGCUGGCCGUCCCACAGCAUUGGGGGAGUGGGCAGCAGGAGGCCACCUGGCCAAGGAGCCUGAAGAAGCUGCCAAGGAAGUUGGCCGCGGAGACGGGCCCUGGCAUGGCUGAAGCUCAAGGCCUGCUGGCCCCUGACGAGAAGGUGGAAGGUGGAGGGAGCAGCAGCAGCCUGGACCCAUGA
Messenger RNA from Protobothrops mucrosquamatus (brown spotted pit viper), 2196 nucleotides. It is a transcript of the gene SCARF1, whose product is annotated as scavenger receptor class F member 1. The record is from RefSeq and is a predicted model, not a curated record. The coding region runs from base 1 to 2196 and encodes 731 amino acids. Gene Ontology annotation, molecular function: scavenger receptor activity. NCBI's taxonomy places the organism in Eukaryota, Metazoa, Chordata, Lepidosauria, Squamata, Viperidae. The transcript has 10 exons.